CUUCACAUAACCAAUACCAUGGAACCUGUAAUUUUAUCAGCCAAAAAAUUUGCAGGAUUAUUAGGCAUACCUAAUGCUGAUUUCAAAGCAAGUCAAGGUUGGGUAGAUAGGUUCAAAAAAAGGAAUGACCUUCAGAAAUAUAAGUUUCAUAGAGAAUCUGAAAGUGUGCCUGUAGAAAACCUUCCUAAUCAAAGACAAAAGUUGGUCGAACUACUUUUACAAUAUAAUCCUGAAGAUGUUUAUAAUGUCGAUGAAACUGGUCUAUAUUAUAGGAUGAUGCCUAAUCAAACACUUGCAACAAAACUAGUAAAAGGACAAAAAAAAGUUAAGGAUAGAAUAACUAUUCUUUUUUGUAUAAAUGCAACUAGCAUGGAUAAACUCAAACUGUUAGUUAUAAAACCACAUUGUUUCAUAGGCAUUCGACAAGAAAAUCUUGGUAUCAAAUAUGCUGCUAGUAAGAAUGCAUGGAUGACAGGAAGCAUUUUUGAAUAUUGGAUAAAUUCGUUAAAUGCUACAUGCAGAUUAAAGAAAAAAAAUAUACUCUUAUUAGUUGAUGGUGCCAAAUACUAUUCAAACUGUGAACUUACUAAUAUCAACCUUUAUUUUUUACUACCCAAUACAACACCUUAUUUACAACCAUGUGAUGCUGGAUUGAUACACUCAUUUAAAGCUCAUUAUUCUUUUGAAAUCAAAGAGGUUGUUUUAGAUGAAGCUGCUAUUAUUGAAGAGGUCCUCUAUCAAUCAGAUUCUGGUAGUAGUGAUGAAGAAAAACAACAAGAACCAGGAAAUUUGUAA
Dentiscutata erythropus is the source of this 795-nucleotide messenger RNA. The record is from the annotation of a GenBank genome assembly. NCBI's taxonomy places the organism in Eukaryota, Fungi, Glomeromycota, Glomeromycetes, Diversisporales, Gigasporaceae.